AUGUGGAGUCUUAUUUUAAAAGCUAGAUACGGAGAUGUUCAUAAAGCUGUGUUUAUGGGUGCAAUGUUUAAGUCGGAAAAGAAACAUUCAGUCUGGUGGAAAGACAUGAUGGUGGCAAGCAUACAUAAUUCUAACUUUGUUGAUUGUUUUGCAUGUAACAUUUCUUGUGGGCUAGGUGUUGGUAAUUCUAUACCAUUCUGGUUUGGCAGAUGGCUGGGUGGCAGUACAUCAAAGCAGCUAUUUCCCUUGCUGUUCAGCUUAUCAAACAGUCAGCGCGGGUACGUGAGCGAAAUGGGUUCGUGGCAAGGGCACCAGUGGUCUUGGGAUCUUCACAUAGAAGCUGGAAAUCUUUUAGAUAAUCCACUUGCAGUCAUGGAGGCCCUGGAGCUGGUGGAGAUUUUGGCCGAUAUUAAUCCAAUAGUGGGAGGUGCUGAUUCUUUUAAGUGGUGGCCUAAUACCGAUGGGAUCUUUUCCGUGAAGAGCUGUACAUCUUCCUUGAGAGAACAUCAAUUGGAGCGGGUGGUAGACGCAAAUAGUUUAGCAGUGAUAAAAAGGUUUUGGGAUACUACUGUUCCAUCAAAAAUAAAUUUUUUUGGGUGGCGUCUUAUAUUAAACCGUCUGCCGGUGCGUGACCAAUUAGCGCAUAGAAACAUCAUACAUAGGGAAGAAGAUAAGCUCUGUGUGUUCUAUGCAGCAGAUAUCGAAGACAUUGAUCAUCUUUUUUUCAAAUGUCCUUUCUCCAAACAAGUGUGGACGAAUAUCGCUUUAUGGCUGGAUGUAAAAUUGGUGGGUGAGCAGGGUGGAUACAUUCACCUGGAGCAGUUCAUUUUAAGUUUGAUUGGUAAGAUGCCAAAGCAGAAAGUGUGUUUGGUUUGGUUAACAACAGUUUGGUCUAUUUGGAAUGCAAGAAACAACUUCAUGUUCAACAAUGAGGAUGUUGUUCUAGAUGAAGUUAUAGUUAAUAUUAAAGUGGUUUCUUGGAUUUAG
Messenger RNA from Vicia villosa (hairy vetch), 987 nucleotides. RefSeq lists its product as uncharacterized. The transcript has a single exon. The record is from RefSeq and is a predicted model, not a curated record. NCBI's taxonomy places the organism in Eukaryota, Viridiplantae, Streptophyta, Magnoliopsida, Fabales, Fabaceae. Bases 1 to 987 code for a protein of 328 amino acids.